Messenger RNA from Balaenoptera musculus (blue whale), 752 nucleotides. RefSeq lists its product as uncharacterized. The record is from RefSeq and is a predicted model, not a curated record. The transcript is spliced from 5 exons. NCBI's taxonomy places the organism in Eukaryota, Metazoa, Chordata, Mammalia, Artiodactyla, Balaenopteridae. Bases 1 to 744 code for a protein of 247 amino acids.
AUGGAUUUGCCCCUUUCUCUGCCUCCUCGAAUGCAAAUGGUUACAACAUAUUUAAAGGAGGUCAAACACUCGACCGAUGAGUUGCGACUUUGGAAAAGUAGAAGCAGCUGCAUACAUUGGUUGCCUUUUGCCCUAAUGGGAGUUGAAAGAGCCACGCCUGCCCCCCACGGCAGAUUGCCCCCAGCUGGUCCUGUCUUCAGGACCAUGACGUGUGGCUGCUGGGCACUGCGAGCCCCGCGCACUAAAAGGCUCAGCGAAAGGGAGGUUGGAGGAAAUCCGCGCCAGCAGGGGGACCCCGAGUCCACGCCUCGCGGUACGCAUGCGCACAGCCGCUUGCCGCCUGCCUCUUUCCCGGCCGCGCGAGUUCUGAGAGCUGCGUCUGCUGUCCGGGGCCUCGGGAGCUUUGCCAAACCUGAAUUUUUUCAUUCAAGUGCUCCCUACAAGAUCCCAGGGACAGCAGUCAUCACUACUACAGCAGGCUCUGCACCCAGCACGUCGAUCCUGCUGUGGGUGGCUGAUCCUGGUUGUGCAGGAGCUGGCUUUCCCGGUGACUCCUGCAUGUCUGCUACUUGUCUGCUGAGAGCCAGCAUUCAGCUUACCUUUUGGAGAUUUUAUUCCAGUUUGGUUCUAUCUGAGAGAAGACUGAGACGUCCACUCCAGUGCUCUCCAGCACAACUGGUAUGUCUGUUUCUUUACUUAGCACUUAUCGCUUCUAACAUAGUAAGAUGUACUUAUUUACUGUGAUAAUUGUG